Molecule: messenger RNA, 5350 nt
Organism: Closterium sp. NIES-67
Lineage: Eukaryota; Viridiplantae; Streptophyta; Zygnematophyceae; Desmidiales; Closteriaceae
Source: the annotation of a GenBank genome assembly
GGUCCUACCGUGCCUCAGCCUUCGUCGUUCCCGCCAAGCAGGAAGUCCCAUGAUCCCAUUCCGUUAAAUGGACAUAAUGACUAGAUUAUGAUUAGGUCCAUAGAUGUUUGACAGCCUGUCCAUUUCAGACACCGUUCCCCUACAAAUCCCAGAGCUCUUCAGUUCAAAAGCCUAUACUCGUGAAGCACCAGCGCGAUGCUGGUGCGCAGAUCAGUGAUGCGACAAAAGAAUACCGUGCCGGAUGCGCUCAGCUGUCCGCCACGUCACGUUUUCUAUCAUCAUGAGGCGAUGAUAUCACGUGUCGUCCACUGGAUUUCCCCGACUCAUUCGUCCCUCCCAUCCCAUCCCAUCCCAUCCAUCCCAUCCCAUUCCGUCCCAUCCCAUCCCAUCCAUCCCAUCCCAUCCAUCUCAUCCCAUCCAUCCCAUCCCAUCCCAUCCCAUCCAUCCCAUCCCAUCCCAUCCAUCCCAUCCCCCAUCCCAUCUCUCUCUUGGCGUCCACUGGCACAUCCAAGCGUGCGCCCUGGCAAUUCAAUCCAACUGCAAUUUCUGCCGAAGGUUCACUGUCCGUGACUGUCACUUUGUCCAGCAGUGCUACUGCUGCAACGGCCGGCAUUGAAUGCGGGGGAGGACUGUGUCAGUGCAUCGUGGGUAGGGGUGCUGUGUGCACUGUGUUACAAUUCGUUACAAGCCUGGGCGGUAGGUUUUGGCAGAUAUCUUCCGUCGCUUUGCUCCACUGGAAAACUCAUUCGCAGGGACUUAUGUCUGGGGACACAAAUGCACAUGUGUAGUUUGCAGCAGCAUUUUAGCCCAAGAAGCAGCCAUCUCUGAGAUCAUGGUCCAAGUAGGGAGUGAGCGGAACGAGACGGAGCAGCAUAAGUCUGCAACUUUUUGAAGCUGACAAGAGUGAGCACAGCUAAGUAAGAGUGAGAAGCAGCAUAUGACCUCGCAGAACUCGUGACGAGUGGGCAGAACGAGCGUGAGCAAGAGUGACGAGUAUGAGAGUGAGGAGAACGAGCCAGGAGCGAGCAGAGAAGAGUAAGGUGAACGAGAGUGAGUAAGGGCCAGUUAAGUGUCUGAAGAGCGUCAGCAUCAGCAGCAGCAUUGAGUCGCCAACGCCACUGGCGAAGCCUGCUGGAGUGACAGCAGCAGCGGCGUGGAGGCAGCAGCAGUGGUGGUGGAGGUGGCGGCGGCGGCAACAGCAGCAGCAGCAGCAAACACAGCAGCAGCAGCCACAGCAGCAGUGAUAUUCACAGGCGACCCAAUCGACGGCUUGGAACGCCUGCGUUGCUACCAGCAACAGCCGCAGCCUCUGCAGCAGCAACGGCAGCAGCACUAUCAGUGCCAAGCAGCAGCGAUAUCACCUUCACACAUGGCCGAGCAGCAUGAGCCCUCAUUCACGGCGCACAACUAUACUUCAGCUCGUGUGACGCCUUCCGGAAGAGAUUCAAGCGUAAUGGGUGAUGAUGACACCCUCAGAUCUCCCUCACCCCAGCUGCAUCAUCACCAUCCCAUGAGUCAUUACUCUGAGGCGCCUACUACCGAGCGUUGUCUCAUGAGUCAUGCUAUUGACACGGCCUCGAGAGCUAACAGGAGUGUGACUCUUGGCACGCUAACAAACCCCAUGAGUCACCCAGUGGGUGAUGCACCGCUCCAGCAAACGUACGCUCCGCUCCCCUAUGCAAAGUGAUACGAGCACUAUUAGUGGUCCUCCACAUCAGCACCACCAUGCUAUGUCUGGAAGUCAUGAGGACGCGUUCAGAUGGAAGAAGGCAUCGCACAAGCGAAUCCGGGGUCUGCAGGGGAGGCCAGGCCCCGCCGCCCCUACCUAAGAGGCGGAGCCUCAAAACCUGUUGCAGGAAGGGGCAGAUCUCGCAGGGGUGAGAUAGGAGAGGGGGCGGGUUUGGUUGCAGCAGACAGUGCAGUGACUGCAGGCAGGGGUGAGAGUGGAGAGGCAGCAGUGGCGACUACAGGCGAGGAGGAGGUGGUAGGGAGCUCUGGCUUGGCAGCAGAUGCCGCCGCCGCUGCCACCACAGCAGCAGCAGCAGCAGGACGUGCGUUGGGACGUCCAGAGGAAGAGAACCCUGGGGUGCCGAGGACUGAGAUGCGUGUGGUGGUGCGCGUGAUGUACCGCGGCGCACAUAACCAUCCCCCACCUCUGAAAGCUUUGCAGGAGCGGGCUGUUAUUUCUCCUGAUACAAGUCCCCCUCAUGCUUCUAAACCCCCUACAGCUACAACCUUCCCUACUGCCGUGACGUUCAUUAGUGAUAGAACUCUUCCUGCUGCUACAGCAUUCCCUCCAGCUACAGCUCCACAUCCUGCUACAACCUUCCCUACUGCUCCCCUCCCUGCUUCCACCUUCCCUACUGCCACAACGUUUGAUAGUGCGACAAGCUUUUCUGCUGCUGCAACCUGCAUUCCUGCUACAACCUUUGGUACUGCCACGACCUUUUCUAGUGCUACAUCCUUCCCUAUUGCUACAACCUUCCCUCCUGCUACCGCCUUCCUGCCUGCUACAACAUGUAUUCCUGCUGCAACAUUUCCUCGUGCUACAACCUCCCAGUCACCUCCAUGCUCUCACUCACCAGCAUCCUGCACAGAAGCUGCAGGCCCCCCAAUUUUUUCUCAGAGUGGAUCCUUCCAGGUGCCUUCCUUCCCUGCACCUAUCGGCAUGGGUACAGCUACCUAUUUCAACGCUCAGACUCCACCUCAACCUUCUCCUUCUCCUCCCCUUCCUCCUCCUCCUCAACCUUCUCCUUCUCCUCCCCUUCCACCUCCUCCUCCUCCCUCUCCUUCUCCUUCCCUUCCUCCUCCUCCUCCUCCCUUUCCUUCUCCUCCCCUUCCUCCUCAUCCUUCUCCUCAUCCUUCUCCUUCUCCUCCCCUUCCACCUUCCCCCCCUCCUUCCACAUCCUUCCUUCCGCAUCCUCCUCCCCUCCCCAAACCUUCAUCCAUCACUCCAUCAAUACCCACCACUACUUUCCCUCCGGCCGACAAGCCUCCUCAACAUGUGCCGUUUCAAGCACACCCCUCCAUGGCAGUUUCUUGUCAACCAGAGCUCACACGUGGAACUCCUGCUUCUGCCCCUGCUACAUCUGGGCUUACCUCCAGCCUCAUUCCUACUUCUGCUCCUACUACACCUGGCUUCAACUCCAGCCUCAUUCAAGAUUUUUCUCCUGCUACAGCUGCCUUUGCCUCCAGUUUCUCUCCUGCUUCUGCUUCUACAGCUAAAUUUAGCUCCAGCCUCGCUCUUGCUGACCUCCCUUCCUUGCCUCUGCCCCAUUAUCGCCCACCCAGCUAUUAUCCACCUCUGCUUCACCCACCAGAGGCAUCAGCAGACGCGGAAGCAGCGGCAGCAGCACUGGCAGAAGCGGAAGUAUCAGCAGGGGAUCCAACAGCCAGUCUCAUUAUGCCAAUGGUACAAAAAACCAGUCAUAUUGCUUCGUGCCCAAUGGCUGGCUCGAGUGCUGGUAACCCCGGAGGAACAGCUACACUUGCUGCAGCAGUAUCCGAUUCAUUUCCCAAGUGUGAUGAAAGCAGGCUACGUUUUGAAGAGCAUGUCAUUAGAAUCAAGCUAGAGCAGUGGCAGCUAGAGCAGCAGGUGCAACAGUUGCAGCAGAAACGGUGGAAAGGCAAUUUCCAGCCACAGCAACGGUGCAAUGGUCGGCAGGACCAACUAAAGCAGCAGCUAAUUGAGCAGAUGAAACAGCAGCAGCAGCUACAUUGCCAGGAGCAACAGCAGAUGUGGCAGCUGGAGCACCACCAGAAGCAGCAGCAGCAGCAGCAGCAUCAGAAGCAGCCGCAACAGACACAAGAUCAGCAAAAUCAACCGCAGCAGCAGCCUCAGCAGCACCAACAGUGGCGGCAGCAACAGCAACAGCAGCACCAGCACCAGAAACAACAACAUCAGCACCAGAAACAACAACAUCAGCAUCAGCAGCCUCAGCAGCAACAGCAGAAGUACCAGCAGAAAAAGCACCAGCUGCACCAUCAGCAACAGCAACAGCAGCAGCAACAGAAACAGCAAAAUCAGCAGCAGCAGCAUUGGCAGCAGCAGCAAUAUCAGCAGCAGAAGCUACAGCAGAUACAGCAGCAACAGCAGCAACAGAAGCAACAACAGCAGGAGCAGCAGCAGAAACAGCAGCAUCAGGAACAGCAACAGCAGCUGCAGCAGCGGCAACAGCAGCAGGUCCUCUCAAAUCUUCUCUGCACAGAGCAGCUCAUUCCCCAAGCUGGCCUAAACUCCCCUGCUGAUGCUGCUGUUGAUGUUACACGUGUCUCUGCGACUGUCAUGCACCUUCCUACGGCUGUAGUACAAGUUCCUAAGGCCGUGGCAGAGGUCCCAAUGGCUGUAGCACCAAUUCAUACGGCUGUAGCACAUGUUCCUACAGUCAUGGCAGACGUACCAGGGGCUGUAGCACCAAUUCAUACGGCUGUAGCGCAUGUUCCAACACCUGUGUCAGACGUCCCAAGGGCUGUAGCACCGCUUCCUCCUGCUGUAGCACAAGUUUUUAUAGCUGUGGGACAUGCUACGUUCACUACACUUGGCACUCGUGUGAACGAAUCACCUGAUGGUGUUGCUAUUUCAGCAUGUGAUGCAGAGGUGUUGCAGCAGGGGGGAGCAUGGGAGCAGCAGGCAGUGAGUCAAUGGGAGGGAGAUGCUCGCCUAGAUUCCCCCCAGGAUUACCCACAGCAUUCUGAGCAAGUCCUGCAGCUGCCGCAAGCUGCAGAUGCUGUGCAUGGUGGAUGCAGCAGCAAUAGCCACAACAACGGCAUGCGCUGCGAUGAACAGCUUGCCCCCACACGCCUUAGUGACCUCAGGCUACCUGUACUCACCACAAGCCACUUCAACAGUGCCGGCAGUGCCUUGACCAACCCCAGCGCAGCUACGUCGGACAGUAGAACCAGCAACGUGUCAACUUACUGUGGCAGAACGAGCAACAACCUUCCAUACAUUCCUAUGACUGACCGAGACAGCAGCAUCAACAGCAGCGGUCCUAGUCUAAGCGGCAUAAACAGCUGCUUCAUGGAGCCAUGGCAGCAUCAAGGCAUGGUGGACAGCAGGGAGCAGCAGGACGUGCCAAGGUUGCAGCCUGGGGCUGCAUGUCUGGAAGAGCUUUAUCUGCCCCCAACUGAUAUCACCACAUGCCAGGCUAUAAUGAGCGGUUAUGACGAAUCAGAUGUGGUUCCACUAGGUAUGCACGGAAAUGCGAAUUGGUGUGAUGACUUGGAUGUGAUUAUGCUUGAAUGUGCAAGGGAGGUGCUGCUUAGGAAUGAGAGGAGUUUGUGAUGAUCAAGUCUUGUCUCUGAAUGCUGUUUGGUGAUUAUUGAAGCUGUGUCAACAUUUUAUAAUGAC